Ruditapes philippinarum (Manila clam) is the source of this 886-nucleotide messenger RNA. RefSeq lists its product as uncharacterized. The record is from RefSeq and is a predicted model, not a curated record. Bases 50 to 886 code for a protein of 278 amino acids. Lineage: Eukaryota; Metazoa; Mollusca; Bivalvia; Venerida; Veneridae. The transcript has 4 exons.
UUACAGAUGUGGCUAUAACACAGAUGUAACAAAUCAAGAAGUAAACAAAAUGGCAACCGGAGGUCAGCCACAGACGCUAGAUAACCGUAUAUUUUUGUUUCGGUUACAAAUACUAGUCAUUGAUGGUGGCCUCCUGGUAUUGAGAAAUAUACUGGACCAGUCCCUGACAUCUCAAUGCAUAACGUUCAGUGCGUGCUUGAAUCAAGAAAAGUCAACAAUAACACGUUUGAAAAGCCGCGGCGUUAUAACCCAGGUCCAAUAUGACGUGUUGUUUCCAGCGGGUGGUAAAGUCCCAACUUCGUCAGAUUUGGACAUCACGCUGAUUAUUUGUCUUCUUAGAAACCUGAAAUGCUUUGGAUUAAAUAAAAAUUUUGACUGGAGGGCAACACCAGCACAAACCGAUUUAACAAUGGAAGCAGACAUAUGUCGGUUAAAGGAUUUCCGAAAUAAAAUAAGUCAUAUAUCAACAACGACUCCAAUACAACAAAUUGAUUUCACAGCUUGGUGGAAUGAUAUUGAACAAAUACUUGUGCGUCGAAGUUCUUCAGCUUUGAAUGUUCAGCAAACAAUUGCCGAAUUCAAAACUUGCCCUCUUGAUCUGGAAGAAGAGAGAAGGAUACAGAAAGAAAUAGAAAAGUGGAAGGACUAUGAAGAUGAGGUUUACCGCCUUAAAGACAUAAAGGCAACUAUAACUGAUUUGAAGAGAGAUAUUGAUGAGAUCAAAAGACGGCAAGAGACAGGUUUUAGUCACAAGCAACUUCAAGACAAUCUGAAAAUGUGCCGCAGUAUCUAUGAAUCUAACCAAAAUUUUAUAACAUUUGUGUGUAAUUUGUCAAAAGAUGCAUGCACAUCAAUCAAUCCCAUUGAUGAUACGAGUGAUAAAUAA